AUGGAUGUAAUGAACGAUGAAUUGCCUGCAUCGUGUAAGGAGAGCAUGAGGCCGGUAAAGAAAGCCCUGAAACAGCUGGAGCUGCUGAAAGACCUUCCCUUGGAGCAGCAGGUCAGCUCUACCAGAACACAGGUGCUCAGGAUUGGGGAGCACGUCAGCACCUGCCUGGCAGAGUACAGCACAGCACAGGAGGCCAGAUACUGGAAAAGGUCCAGUACCUACUACCUAGUAUACUCAUUGAACACUGGGACACACAACAUGCUAAUACGCGUCCUGACGUUUCUGUUGCUCUUCAUAAUCUUUUUAUUUUUGAAUUUUAGGUAUUUAUGGAAAUUUGCAUCCAUCUUUUCAGAACACAACGCUAGAACUCUGCGCAGACUGUAUAAGUAUUCACAGGUUAAUCAAGAGGACAAAUUCAUGAAGACAUACUGGGGAUCAGGGUUCCCAGGCCCUGCCCAGGUCCAGUCUCUUGAAUGUAAGCAGCUGUACAAUGCCUGGGGCCUACCUGUGGACUCGAGCAGUUCAGACCUUGACAGGAGCCAGUCAGCAGUAGAGGACCAGCACUUGACUGACAGGCACACUGAUGGGAGCUUUUCAGGCAGUUCCUCUAGAAAGAAAGAAGACCCCACACAGUCAGAUGAGAGUCAGCAGGAUAGCCCUUACUCCUCCAGUGCAGUUAAACCAGCACAGAAAUCCUGGACAUUCCCAGAUCCACAUGACCUAAAGAGCUUGAAAAUCCCCAGGAUGCUCUGCGGAAAAGAGCCUGAUCCCAGCUCGGCUUCAAUAAGGGUACUUCAGGAUACUGCUGCUGCUGAUUGGCUGGUGGUGUUUCAACUGCCCUCCGAUUUUCAUUCCCUGUUACGUCAUUUCCAUUAUACUUGAUGGCUUGGAUGGGUACGCAGCCCGGCGCCUCAAUCAGAUUUCAGAGUUUGGAGCCUGGCUGGAUGUCGUGAUUGAUAACCUGGGGAGAGGAAUGCUGUGGAGCACCUUGUUUGAGUGGGGAUAUUUUGUUUCUGCAUUAGAAUGGUGUGUGUUUGUCUGCACACACAGCAGCAUGGGUGCUGAGUGGAAGAGCCACUUCGGAUGCAGCCCCUGGUGGAUCCAGAGAGUCACAGCAAACGGUGAGAAUUUACAGCAACUGGAGAGUAAUUUCGGUUCAUCAGCAGGGUAAGCUGAAAUACAAAAAACCAUCUGAUUGUAGAACUUUCAGUGCAUUAAAAGCAGCUCACCUCUGUGUACUCUACAGUUGUGUUUUCCCUGUAAACAGGUUUUAAGAGCCCGCUGGGUGUGCUUGGUAUAGCUGGGCUGCACGUCCUGCCUGUCUGGUUGUACGGGUAUCAGAAGGGAGUCCUGACAGAUGUUCUCUCUGUCCCGUUUGCACUGCAGUGCUGUGUUAUAGCCAUCCUCACUGCAGGCAGGCUCCUGUGUUUUGCUGUGGAGGUGUGGUGUCUCGGGGUGCACAUUAAGUUCCUCACAAGAAGUGACCAGAAGACAAAGGAAAAAGACUGAAGCCCCUCUGUGUCCCAGCCCCUCUUGUGGAUUUCAAAAGGAGUGCUGUUGCAUUUUAAAUGUAGAGUUUCUAGUAAAAGUUUGUGUUGUAACAUUUUGCUUUUAGAGUAAUGACAUCUCCAAGUGCAGCAACAAGAGCUUUAGGGUGAAUAAAAUAAUGUGAA
Molecule: messenger RNA, 1673 nt
Organism: Polyodon spathula (Mississippi paddlefish)
Lineage: Eukaryota; Metazoa; Chordata; Actinopteri; Acipenseriformes; Polyodontidae
Product: chromodomain-helicase-DNA-binding protein 1-like
Exons: 9
Coding region: 1-882 (293 amino acids)
Source: RefSeq, a predicted model, not a curated record